CUUAGCCUGAACUUUGAUGAAUAAUUUAUUUGUAUUCUCUUGGGCUUGUUUCCCCUGUAGAUGUGUGCAUGGUACCUGCUUGCCGAUCAAUGCGUUUUCAUACAGUUGUAAAUGCCUGCAGGGACAUGGGGGAGUCCUCUGCGAUGAAGAGGAAAUGCUGUUUAACCCCUGCCAGUCCGUCAGGUGUAAACAUGGCAAAUGCAGGCUUUCAGGACUUGGGAAACCAUAUUGCGAAUGCAGCAGCGGAUACACGGGGGACAACUGCGAUAAAGCCAAAUCCAAUGAUUCUGCUCCUAGUUUUAUCACAAACUCUACUUUUGACCUCUCAGCUUCAACUGAUUUAUCACAGCGAAUUAUGCAGAAAUCUCUUGUCGAGGGGAACGAAUCCGAGAUUACUACCAAAAGCAGCAAGGGUAUGCUGCGUGCCAGACGACCAAGAAGGUAUCCAGACUAGAAUGUAAAGGAGGCUGUUCAAGUGGGCAGUGCUGCGGGCCGCUGAGGAGCAAGAGACGGAAAUACUCUUUCGAAUGCACUGACGGGUCGUCGUUUGUGGACGAGGUUGAAAAAGUGGUGAAGUGUGGCUGUACAAAUUGUCCCUCCUAAAAGUGUCCCUGUCACACUUGUCUUUUGAAAAUGUUGUAUACUUAUUGACCGUGUCGGACUAAUUAAAGCUUCAUAGUGGAAAUAUUUGAAAUAUAUUGUAAAAUACAGAACAGACUUAUUUUUAUUAUGAGAAUAAAGACUUUUUUUCUUCAUUUGAAAAAAAAAAAAAAGAUUCAAGUGCUUGAACUGAGACUUCUCGUAACCAAGAGGAGCUUUGAAGAAAAAAAAAAAAAAAAAAAAGUAACAUUGCAACAGAGAUGGGAAACUUUAACUGCUUUUAACAUGGAUUCUUCUUUAUAACAUGCUGAAGAUACACUGACACUAUACACACGUGACUUUCAACUUAACAGCUCAGAGAUGAAAUACUGACCAGAACAUGAGGCUUGUUUUUUCACUUUCGUAUAUUUUAUUGUCUUGACAGACCAUACAAAUCACUUACCUAUGGAUGAGGAAGCGUUAUGAGUGAAAACAAUCAGAUUACACAGGAGUAACAAUUGUAUGAAAUACACUUUAUCUUUUGGAAUUAUUAAGCAUCUUGAGAAGAUGGGGUCCCAUUUAAUGAAUGGGUAACGGGAGAUAAGAGAAUAUACUAUAAUCCUGAAAUCUCCUGAUGAUGUAUACUUUUAUGUCAGCAUGUUAGCAAAAGAAGCAUAAAAAAGUGUUUAUCUGCCCUUUUCCAGUAUUAAUUUUUUGUAAUAUAAAUGUUUGGGGGGAUGAUAAAAAUAGAUUAUUGAUGGAUAAAUUAGUAAUAAUAUGGAUUUCUGUUUCUAUGAGUUCUAAACAACUCUAUACAGUAUUUGGUUUCAUUGAGAAAUAUUUAUUGUAUCAAAGUACAUUGUACUUAACCCUUUUAGGCCAUCCCUUUUACUGUUUUUCAAUGCUUUAAUAUAUAUUAAUUUAUAUUUGUCCCAGUAUUUUUGUAAUUUUUUUUAUUUUUUUUUUAAAAGGACUUAAAAAUCAGGAUUUUUUGCAAUAGAACUAACGUAGCAUGUCGUCUUGGGGUAAAUGUUUUCGGUCUGGUUUUUCCUCCCCUUCCCCUUCCUUUUUUCUUUUCCUUAGAACCUGACCACUCGGUGUCACUGAAUCUGGAAGUGAUGACAAUCUGCAGUUUUCACAUACAGCAGAUAUUCAGGACACCUUCCAAGAACCUGUAAUGUAUGACAGAAAAUGUCUUUACAGUAGGUGGCAAUUGUAGACAAGUUAAUUUUUCCCUAUAUACAGUACUUACAGAAAAUAAGAUGGCGUGUAGAAAAUGACAUUAGAAGGUAGAUCUUUAUAAAUUAAUAUUCCCAUGGAGCUCUUUACCUUUUUUUAUAAAAAAGAACAAAAAAAGGCUGUGCUAUCAAGAACUGUGACUUUCCCCAAAUAAUAAAACUACUUUACUGCCCUAAUGUUCCCCAUGUUAACAUGUUGCUGCUAAAUUAUAAUGUAGAAUUGGUAAUCAAUAGUGGGUUGUGUUCUUCUUUCAGUAAAACCCAGGGUACCCUGUAAAAAUGCAGAUGUUUUUCAAUUUUAUUUUAUUAUUUUUUUUACAAAAAAAGUUAGAUGUACAUGUGUAAUGCAGUGUGCUUUGUCUUAUUUGGACUGAUAUCAGUAAUGCUACUGAUGUUUGUAAAUUAAACAGAUAUUUACUUCA
Calidris pugnax (ruff) is the source of this 2239-nucleotide messenger RNA. Its product is annotated as slit homolog 2 protein-like. Lineage: Eukaryota; Metazoa; Chordata; Aves; Charadriiformes; Scolopacidae. The record is from RefSeq and is a predicted model, not a curated record. The coding region runs from base 17 to 454 and encodes 145 amino acids. The transcript is spliced from 3 exons.